AACCGCGCCAAACAAAGCUUCAUGCGUAAAAGAGAGACUGGAGAACGGGAUAAAGUUUAGUUUUUCUGAGGUUUGAGGUUUUGUAGAAGCUGAAAGUGUGUAAUUUCAACGCUCUGGAGACAUCUUCAGAGCCGAGGUGUUUGUUUGGAGCGGAAACGCUGAAGCUGCUGUGAAGAAUAAACAAAGAAGAAAAUGCCGGUUUUUAAAUUUUAAAGUCCGAAGAGCGAGAGGAAAGCUCAAAACGAUGCUUCUACAUUCCUGUGCUGGUUAAGAAGAAAGAGUAGACGAUCGAUGGAGGGACGACAUCGAGAAAGGAGAGAGGAGGGAGAGGAGGAGACGAUACAUGAGCAGGAGAGAGAAAGAGGGGAACAGAGGGAUGGUUCUCUUAAACCUAAAUUGGGGACAAAGAUGGAGGAGGAAGAUGAGGGAAAGGAAACAGAAUUGAUGAAGGCUUCUCCCAGAGAUGAAGCUCAAAGUCAGCUGAUUAAUGGACACACCCCAAUCUCUGCCUCUUCCUCUUUCACCUCUUUUCCCUUCAUCUCCUCGCCUCAUCAAGGAAGGGAGGGCGAGGAUGAAGAGGAGGUCAGAGUCGCCAUCCUAACUGUUGAGGAUGAGUCCUGUCCUUCAGAGCCCUUUGGCACCACCCAGUUUGAACCAACCAAUGAGGAUAAUGGACAGGCAGAGAGUGGAGGGGAGGGGAAGGAGGAUGGAGAGAUGGAAGGAGAGGAGGAGGCGGCAGAAGAAGAAAAUGAGGAGGAGGCGGCAAAUGCUGAGGAGAGAGAGGAGGAAGGGGAGCUGGCGUCACCUGAGGCUCAUCUGCAACUUAAG
Molecule: messenger RNA, 828 nt
Organism: Haplochromis burtoni (Burton's mouthbrooder)
Lineage: Eukaryota; Metazoa; Chordata; Actinopteri; Cichliformes; Cichlidae
Product: F-box/WD repeat-containing protein 7-like
Molecular function (GO): protein binding
Source: RefSeq, a predicted model, not a curated record